This is a messenger RNA of Rhineura floridana, 3725 nucleotides long. RefSeq names its product ankyrin repeat domain 49 (gene ANKRD49). The transcript is spliced from 6 exons. The record is from RefSeq and is a predicted model, not a curated record. NCBI's taxonomy places the organism in Eukaryota, Metazoa, Chordata, Lepidosauria, Squamata, Rhineuridae. The coding region runs from base 933 to 1655 and encodes 240 amino acids. Gene Ontology annotation, molecular function: protein binding.
GCGCAGCCGCAUCCGGGGGAGAGUGAGAUGAGGCCGAGGAAGGCCGGAAGUCUCGGCUUGGAGGGAAGCAAGUCUUGCUGGGGGUGCGGCCGGUCAUUUCUUGGCCCCGCCCCUUCCCCGUAGUGCAGGCGAAGCCUGCUGGGCGAGUCUUUGCUCGUGGAGUAGCACCGCGGGAGCUCUCAAACCCAGCAGGCUUCAUCCGGGUCUUUUGGCUGUGAACAUCUUUCAAGCACCGCUUGCAAAGGGGGCAGAGAAUAUAAAUAUAAAAAAAGUAUAUACACGCGCCUGUAUAGAUAGAUAUAACACGGUCAAUUCUUUUUCUUUUUUGCUCGGAAGUAAGCCUCCAUGAGCUCACACGGGACUGACUCCAGCGUAUGCCGGGUACUCAUUUUACCAACCACGGAUAGAUGGAAGGCUAAGUGGACCUCAACCUCUUUUACCGGAGAUUCGACUUCCUCCUCCAUUGGAAUCGAACUGCAGCCGUGAGCAGAGCUUCGGCUGCGUUACCACCGCUUACCACUCUGCCAAAAGAGAAUGAGACACCUUCACAUUUAAGUAGCCCCCCUUGGAAUGCUUCACAGCCCCCAGGUUGGGAAUCACUGGUAUAAAGAACUCUCUCUGGGGGGCUGAAUUCCCAUGCCCAGGGCAAUUGAUCCUGGCCAAGCACAACCCAUGUCUCCCUUACCAGGAGUGAAUUAAACCAAUGCCAACCCUGUAAGAUGCUGAGGAUUGAACCUGUGACCUUCUGCAGGUACAGCAUGUGCUCUACCACAUUAUGUUUUCCUGAUGUUGCUGUGAUCUAUGCCAUUAGCUUUCGUUAGCCUAGAUCACGAAACUCUACUGGUCAACUAUAAGGAAAUGAAAUGAGCUAGAAGAGCAGGAGGAGGUAUUUCCCAGUGAAUAUUUGAGGCUUGAAAACUCAAGUCUGCAAAAUGAACGAAAGUGGCAAAUCUGCUGAGAAGAACAUGGAGGAGGAGACAAACGAUUAUAAAGAUUUUGCUGAGAGCUUUAACCAGCUUGAACUGUUGGAAACCCACAGGCAUCUGAUCCCCAGGGGAACACAAAGUCUUUGGUCUGGAGAGUCUGAUGAGGAAGAUCAGGAAGAAAAAACAGAGGAUUGGUACCAAGCUCAAGAGAAGAAGCUGGAAAACAACCCAGAUAAGCUUUUGCUUUGGUCAGCUGAAAAAAACAGGCUUAACACAGUGCAGAGGCUCCUGUCUAAGCAUCUUGCUCCAGUAAAUGUCCAGGAUGAAGAUCAAUAUACUCCUCUACACCGUGCUGCCUAUAGUGGACACUUGGAAGUUGUACGCGAACUGAUUGCCUACGGUGCAGACGUUCACGCUUUAACAGUGGAUAGUUGGACCCCACUGCACAGUGCCUGCAAGUGGAACAACACAAAGAUAGCAUCAUUCUUGCUUCAGCAUGGUGCAGAUAUCAAUGCUCAGACCAAUGGCUUGCUGACCCCACUGCACCUUACAGCAGGAAACAGGGAGAGCAAGGAGACCCUUGAACUCUUGCUCAUGAAUCGCUAUUUAAAGCCAAAUCUCAGAAACAACUUGGACGAAACGGCAUACGAUAUUGCUCGAAGGACUGAUAGAUAUCACUACCUGUUUGAAAUUGUUGAAAAUUGCACAAAUUCUGUAUCUGAUUCUUAGGAAUUGUAUACAAUUGAAUGUUGAACACACUGCCAGCGCCUUUGUAAGAAGUACACUUUGUAAUUGCACACAAAGUUGAUGCUUUCAGCUCCACCUCUUGGCCUAGCUUUAUUUGGUGAGAUGCUGAAAUGAGGUCUCAUUUUGUUACAAUGUCAUUAUUUUUAUACUAUCAACCACCUUACCUUUGUGAAACAUUUCCACUUUUACUUGAAAAGCUUUGGAGGAAUCCUAAAUAUCUCUGGGCUGUUUCCCACAUUCACUACUUCACAUGGCAGAAGUACUCCCAUAAAUCAUUCUCAUAUUCCAAAACAAUAUAGGAAUGCACAUGAAGGGAAGCAAGACUAUCUGAAAUGUUAGUUGCUUCUUUUCCUUUAAAAUGAGUGAGAAUUACUGAGACCUACUUGCUACCACCACGUGUGCUUGAGCAAACAGGAACAGUGGACACAAACUGCCAAAUCAUACAGUCUACAGACAAUUGCAAUGAGGCUAGCAGCCACCCAUCAACAGGAUCAAUUAUAUCUUCUCAGCUAUAAAAGCUGAACUAAUCUGAAACCAAACAGUGCAAUGCAAUGGUCAGAUUUCAAAGGCCUAGCCAGUGUCUGGUGCAGUAUAGCAUACCUUGUCUCCCUACCUUCAAAACAUAACAUUUUGUGUGCUAAGAUUUUUGCUUUUCGCAGGGAUAGCAUGAAUGAAUGGCUACACAUGGAAAUAUUAUGCAGGGCCUACCUUACUUACUAAAUGGCUCCAUGGGCAGGAUUUUAAAUCCUUUCUCAAUCCCAUUCAUGGAUUCAAUUCUUGAAAGUUACAUAGUUUCCUUGUAUAAUGUUGCCACACAUAGAUGUUUAACAGCAGUAGUUUUUAAAAAGGCAGUCCUAGGAGCGCAAAACAUUACACUAAAGUGGUCCAAAAAUGCAGGUAAUAUGAGAGUCCAGAAUGUGGUAGUGCCCUAAUUAAUUACUUGCUUCCCUUGUUACAUUUUUGUAUAAUACACAGGAAUGAUUUGGGUGCCAUUCAUGAGUGAGACUGAAACUUUGAAGACUGAAACUGAAAACUAAGCUAAAACCCUACUUGACUCUGAAGUAGACCAAUCAGUGGUAGAUCAGUGAGGGAACUCUGGAGCAUGUGGUUUGUAUAACCAAAGCCAAAACUUAACUCUGUAGUUUGAAGACCCAGUUCUGAUUAUUAGUUACAAACACGAAAGUCCUCUGAAACAUUCUUGACUGUACAGUAUAUGUGACUGGGUGUGGGGCUGUACAAUGUCCAUAACUACUUGAGUUAACAUACUUAAUGUUACAUGUGAUUCUGUUCAUUUAUCAGCAGACUUUGCUUCAUAUAAUCAUGCUAUUCCUCCUAAAAUCAGUGAAAUAUAAUUUUCCUACUUGUAUUUACUAGAAAGUAAGCCUCAUUGAAAUUGGUUGGACAAUUUCUGAAUGAAUGGCUUAGCAUUAGGCUGUACAUUCUGCUGUUCUACACACACUUCUAAAUAAAUGUUUCCAGAUUUGACAUCUAAGCUAUUUCAAGUUAGCAGUGUACCAACUCAAGUGGCUUGCAGAUCACUGCCUUAAGGUUACACUACAGAUUUAAACUGCUUGGAAACCAGUUUAAGUAUUACAACUUCCCCCAAAAGAACACUGAGAAUUGUAGUUUUGCCAGAAUGCUGAGGCUUCAGAAAAUGAUUGCUAGUCUUGCCUCAAACUGCAAUUCCCAAGAUUCUGUGUGUUUGGAAGCCAUGACUAGUAAGCCGGUUUGAAACCAUUUUAAAUAUGUAGUGUAGUAUGUCUUCAGGUAGUGCAAAAUAGAUUUACUGUGUCUGAAAGCGGUAAAGCACUAGUGCAUUGUAACAGAAUUGGGAGUAUUUAUUAUUGUAUGAAAUGUCAAAUACAGGUGAUAUCAAAGUUCACUUUAAAGGAUUAUUUUUAAAAAAUUGUGAGAUACUUAUUAACUUUUGAAAACUGCAUGAAAAGUGAAACUGAAUGUAAGUGAACAAUACAGGUAACACUUGAAAUACAGUAUACUGUAAUUCUGCUGUGAGUCUUAUUUAAAAAUAAAAUAUUUAACACAGUGAAACUC